AUGUUCCGCGGUGGCAGUAAAAGCCGCUCCAAAACCUCAAAGCCGCCGGAAAAGAAGGCGGCCAAAGUCGCGGCAACAAUUCCUGAGAAUGGAAUCGCAACACCGACUGUCAACUACCGAACCCAUCAUUUUGUUUUCGUUUUUUCAAGUUUUGAAGGUGAGUAUUGGUUUAAAAUGUCAUAAAAAUGAUUUGAUUUGUCCAGUUUUAGAAAAGGUGACAUGUUAUACGACGAAACAUGCCUUACACUCAGAACGCGUUUCAUCGUAUAAAAUGUCACUUUUUAAAAUUUUUUAAAAAUUUUGCUUUGAAAUGUUUUUUUUUAUCUUAUUUUUUGAUUUUUUAAGAACAGUGACAUUUUAUACGAUGAAAAAUGUCUAAAGCAAAAACACAUUUCAUCGUAUAAAAUGUCACUGAUUUUUAAAAUUCAAAUUUUUGAGUUUAAAAAUCAUUUUCAAAAUCCAUUUUUAGAAUUCACAUUAGAAUUUGACGUGAUAAGAGCAGUGAUGAAUGAUAUGCAACAAUACCUAUUCGACUAUGACAUGGACAUUGAAUGCUCUACCUUUAUAUCAGAAAGCCCUACCCAUAUGGCCGAGUUUGUGCAUCUUAUGGAGCUGGUCAAAAGUCCACAGACUACUGUUGUUGUAGGUUUUUAAAUUUUUUUUAAUUAGGGUGGUGUAAGCCUAAUAAGUCUAACUAAAGCUUGGCUGGGCUGAGAUAGGCUGGGCUGGACGGGCUAAGUCUAGUACUAGGGUUCAAGCCUCAAGGCGCAGGUCUUGGUGUCGCAGGGCUGGGCUUGCUUUGGCUUGGCUGCGCUCACAUAGGCUGGACUAGCUAAGUCUAGGGGUUAGGGCUCUGGGCUAGGGCUAGGGCUAGGGCUAGGGCUAGGGCUAAGGCUCUGGCUAGGGCUAGGGCUAGGGCUAGGGCUAGGGCUAGGGCUAGGGCUAGGGCUAGGGCUAGGGCUAGGGCUCUGGCUAGGGCUGGUAAGCUACUAAAUGUACAUUAUUGUAGGGUUUUAUUGGUGACAAGUAUGGACCACCUCAAAUUCCAUUGAAAAUCGACCAUGUUGAAUUUGGUUGUCUACGGGCUACAGCUGUGGAAAUCUCUCAAGGUAUCGUUUUUUAUUCAAUUCUUUUGCAAAAUUAAAAUUUUUUACCCAAAAAACGAACUUUUGGAUCAUUUUAAAAAAUUUUAAGAGUAAAGUUUUGACACUUUUAAGAAAUGAAAGUGGUGUGGAAGAUUUGUAAUGUAUUUUACACUAAAAAUCUUCCACCGAACUUCCAUUUUAAAGAAGGCUCAAAAUGGCCUAAAAAUGACUUUUUGGCACUUUUUGGGCGUAGAAUUUUUGUGGAAGAUUUGUAAUGUAUAUUGCACUGAAAAUCUUCCACCAAAUUACCACUUCUCAAAAGUGUCAAAAACGUGUUUUUAGGUCAUUUUAAGACAUUUUAAAAAUAAAAGUUGAGUGGAAGAUUUUCAGUGCAAAACUUUCACUUUUUAAAACUUAAAAAAUAGGAUUUUUAUGCCAUUUUAAGACAUUUUAGGUAUUUUUAAACUGAAAACAUGCGUUAUUUUACAUUUUUCUAACCUUUUGAGACUUUUAUACCUAUUUAUACCUCUCUUCAGACGCCAAACUCCUAGAACAAUGUUACAUUCAAACCCAGCAAAACGGCCCAUUUUACUUGAAUACUCGAAAAUCGACCGAUGAAAUGAAAAAAUUGACCACACUGAUAAGAAAAGCGACUUUACGAGCGUUAGAAGAUGGCACAUUGGUCUCGGCCAAUGGGGAAAAGUCAAUGGGACUUCAAUUUCAAACCAGUUUUGUGGAGAAAGUGGCCCAGAAGCUAAUGGAACAGCCUCUAAAACACCUGCUGGUACUACGGAAGUUCAAAGGUUGGUACUGUUUUUUGAUUUUGGUGGUUGUGAGAAAGUUCUUGCCAUUUUGUGUCUUGUAAAGAAAGUUCUUGCCAUUUUUUGUUUUGUAAAGAAAGUUCUUGCCAUUUUUUGUUUUGUAAAGAAAGUUCUUGCCAUUUUUUGUUUUUUAAAAAAAGUUCUUUCAACAUUUUGCUUUGUAAAGAAAGUUUUUGCAAUUUUUUAUUUUGUAAAGGAAGUUCUUGCAAUUUUUUAUUUUGUAAAGAAAGUUCUUGCCAUUUUUUGUUUUGUAAAGAAAGUUCUUGCCAUUUUUUGUUUUGUAAAGAAAGUUCUUGCCAUUUUUUGUUUUUUAAAAAAAGUUCUUUCAACAUUUUGCUUUGUAAAGAAAGUUCUUGCCAUUUUUUGUUUUUUAAAAAAAGUUCUUUCAACAUUUUGCUUUGUAAAGAAAGUUCUUGCAAUUUUUUAUUUUGUAAAGAAAGUUCUUGCAAUUUUUUAUUUUGUAUAGAAAGUUCUUGCUUCUUUUUCAUCGACGAAAAGCAACCCAUUUCGCCCCCUUUCCCUCUCUCUCUACCGCUCUUUUCUCUCUCGUCCAAUCGUCAAACCCAGUCGAAAACUAAGUGCCAAAUCUAACCUAACCCUCUGCCUUGCCAUUUGGAGUAUCGCUUCUCGGCCUUUUGGCUAAGAUCAAAGUGUAGUAUCUGUUCUUAUCGGUUUAAUCUCCGGUACGACUUCUAUUGAAGUCAUUCGAGAUUAACAGAUUUUUGGGACCAGCUGAGUUGCGAAGGCUUGCCUUCCGCUCGGCAAGGGUCGGCCCGGUCUUGCACCUACUUCCGGGAACGGCCCAUAUAUUUUUGUUCUUACUGUACUACGAAGGGUGCGUUGUACUACUACUGGUACUCAAAAGCCUCUUUCUUAAAAAAUGGCAAGAACUUUCUUUACAAAACAAUUAAUGGCAAGAACUUUCUUUACAAAACAAAAAAUUGCAAAAACUUUCUUUCCAACUCUAUAUAUGAAUUUUUUUACAGAUGUUGAAGCCAAAUCAGAGGACUGUAUCUGGAAGGACUUUGAUGCAAAUCGAUUUGAAAAAGUGGCCGCCUUGAAGAAUAAAAUUUCGGAAAAAAUGCCAAAAGAAGCCUACAUAUCACACGUCUUGAAUACCAAAAAUAUGGAUCCAAGCAGGUGGUUGACUGGAAAAGAUGCUGGGAUUUACGAACGACAACUCACUAUGGAUGUAGGUUUGGCUUUUAGACAAUUUUGGGUGAUUUGAAAAAUGGAAGUUGAGUGGAAGACCUGUAAUUUAUUUCACAUUGAAAAUUUUCCACUCAACUUCCAAUUUUAAAAAGUCUUAAAAAGGCUUAAAACAACGUUUUUGACACUUUUUAGAAGUGGAAGUUGGGUGGAAGAUUUUCAGUGCAAAAUACAUUACAAAUCUUCCACCAAACUUCCACUUCUAAAAAUUUUUAAAACCGUGUUUUUAGGCCAUUUUAAGAGUUUUUGAAAGUGGAAGGUUAGUGGAAGAUUUUUAGUGCAAAAUACAUUACAAAUCUUCCACCAAACUUCUACUUUUAAAAUUGCUCAAUUAUGGCUGUUUUUUCAUUUUUAAACAAAAUUUUUGAUUUUUUGGGUUUAAAAUAGUAAAAUACGUGCUGCUCUUUACUGUCAGUUAUUUUUAUCUGGUUAUUAGGUGCCGACAUAAAGAACCCGCCAUUUUUAACAGGCAAUUACAGAAAAAGUAUGGCGGGUUCUUUAUGUCGGCACCUAAUAAAAUUAAAUUUUUUUAAAUUUUGUGCCAUUUUAGCUAAUAACAUCCCUAAAAAAGCAUGUCACAGUGUUGCCAAGAGUAAAUACAAAUGUUUUAUCGACCGACCAGGACCAAGCGACACGGGACCAUCAGGUCCACUUGGACUACUUAAAAGAAGUGGCAGGACAAGUCUGGGUGUCGAGAAAAGAUGACGUGGAUGACAGAAUAAGUGAAGUUAUUAAGAAAGGAAUGGAAAAACCGCAUUGUGUCCUAUUUCAUGGCCCACCUGGCUCAGGAAAGUCGGCUACUAUAGCCAGGUUUUACAAUUUACUGAAGAGUGAAGCUUGCUAUGUCAUACCACGGUUCACUCAGUUAACGGAUUGCUCAAUGUAUGCGAAUGAGCUGUUGAAGGGAAUAUUUUUGACUGUGAGUUCAGUUUUUUUAACUGUAAUUUAAAUUUCUUUUUAUUUUUGAUUUUUUGGAGACAUGUUAUACGAUGAGAUGUGUAUGUGUCAUAAGUAUGUACAUGUUUCAUCGUAUAAGAUCUCAAUUCUUUAUUUUUUAAAGUUAAAUUUAAGAAAAAUGACAAAAAUAUGCCUAAAAAUAUGGUUUAUUCUAGUUUUUUUUUAUUUUUGACUUUUUUGGAGACAAGUUAUACAAUGAAAUGUGUACGUAUGGACAUGUUUAAUCGUAUAAGAUGCCGCUUUCUAAACAUUUUGGUUUAAAAAUGAAUUGAACUAAAGGAAUAUAGGCUUGAUAAAUUUAAAAUUAAGGUGUUUUUAAUUUUUGAAUUAGCGGGGGACAAGUUAUACGGUGAACUGUGUAUGGGCAUGUUUUAUCGUAUAAGGUGUCAUUUCUUUAAAAGUUUAAAGUUGAAAUUAAGAAAAACGAAGAAAUUAUGCCUAAUUAUAUGAAUUAUUUUUGUUUUUUUAAAAAUAUUUUUGAUUUUUUGGAGACAAGGUGAAGUGUGUACGGACAUGUUUUAACGUAUAUAUAACAUGUCGUUUUGAAAAGUUUUUAAAAUUGUUAUUUAACAAAUGUAAAAUACGCGUCGUUUUCGUAUAGUGUUAUAAAUUUUUACAUUUUAAAUUUUGGGAGACAAGUUAUACGGCGGAAUGUGUUGGGACAAAGUUUAUCGUAUAACAUGUCAUUUAAUUUUUUGGAAGUUUUUUAAACAUAGAUUUAAAAACGUCUUAAAAUUGAAAAUUCAAUUUUUAAAAAUUUUGUAUUUUCAGUUAUGUGAAGCAGCCAAAGUCGACGCCACCCCCAUGAACGCUUCAUUUACCCUGCCCAUGAUCCUCUCUCAGGCCAUGUUGAUAUUGGAGAAGGUGGACAAGCCCGUCUUCAUCUUGCUUGACAAUGCCAAUCAUCUGAAGUUUGGUCGAAGCCUGAGUGAGGCCGAGAAGCCUUUGGCCAAGUUGUUACCUAAAACUAGUAUAAUAUAUACUGGCAAUGUGGCUGAUCUUCAGAUCAGUUGCUUCCCAAUGGCUGAUGAAGUGGUACCGUUGGGACUGAUUCAAGGCGAAGUUUGUUUGGAGAUCUUGAAAAAUGAAAUGAAUGCGGCUUAUGGAUGCUUGGACAAUGUUGGGAUGGUACAACAAAUGGUAGGUUAAUGGUACUGUUGGUGGGGUAGGGUAGGGUAAAGUGAGUGGCUUGGCCAAACAGCACAAAAUUAUUUUUCAAUUUGAAAAAAGACGUAAAAUUUACUAAGCUUAGACCUAUUAAGCCUAAGCCUACUAAACCUAAGCCUAUUAAGCUUAAGCCUAUUAAGCCUAAGCCUGCUAAACCUAAGCCUACUAAGCCUAAUAAGCUUAAAUCUACUAAGCCUAAGCCUACUAAGCCUAAGCCUACUAAGCCUAAGCCUACUAAGCCUAAGCCUACUAAGCCUAAGCCUACUAAGCCUACUAAGCCUACUAAGCCUAAGCCUACUAAGCCUAAGCCUACUAAGCCUAAGCCUACUAAGCCUAAGCCUACUAAGAAUAAGGCUACUAAGCCUAAGCCUACUAAACCUAAGCAUACUCAGCCUAAGCCUACUAAGCCUAAGCCUACUAAGCCUAAGCCUACUAAGCCUAAGCCUACUAAGCCUAAGCCUAUUAAGCCUAAGCCUACUAAGCCUAUGCCUACUACGUUUGAAACUACUAGGCCUAAGCCCAUUGAGACUAAGUCUAAUGAGCCUGCUAAGCCUAAGGUAGUAAGCCCAAGACUAGCUUAUAAAGACUGCGACCUAUCUCAUAAUACCCGCCUCUGACAAACUUUGCCCUGCCUUUGCUGAUCCAUUAAAGUUAUUUUGUCCCACUCCUUUCCUUCACCUCUCCGACUCUUACUCUCUACGCAUGGCUUUGCUCCUAGCUGGCAAAACGUCCGAAAAAAAUAAAAAAAUUUUGCGAUAUUACCUAAUUUUAUGAUAUAAUAUUAAGAUGGCCUUAGGGAAAUUGCAAGAAAUUAUAUUGCGCAACUUUUUCUUAUGCAAUUUUAUGGUUUUAUAUAAUAUUUGCCUCGAUGUAAAACGACCCAACAAAUUACUGCGAGUACGGCAGUUUUACUCUAUUUUACUUCGAGAUGGCGUUAUUUACCGGUAGGCGUCUUACAUAAUGUGAAUGUGAUAAGACAUUUUUUUAACAUGCAGUAGGACAGUUAAAGCAUGGACCUAGAUUAGAGCUAUAGUAUAAAAAUUAAGCUAUAGACCUUUAGUACCUAAAUAAAGGGUUAGGUUAGGUUUGGCACAUGUUUUUCGAUUGGGUUUGAGAGUGGGGCGAGAGAGAAGAGAGCGGUAGAGAGAGAGAGGGAAAGGGAGCGAAAGAGUUUGCUUUUCGUCGAUGAAGAAAAUAGUUUUCAUCAACUACCGAUGGUGAAAAAGGUUGAAAGUAAUAUUUUUAUUUAAAAAUGGCAAGAACUUUCUUUACAAAACAAAAAAUGUGAGGCAAUAAUUUUAUUUGCAGGCUGUUGUUAUUAAUAAAAAUUUAAAAACGAUUAAUUUUUAGCUUUUUCGUAAAUGGAAGUUGAGUGGAAUAUUUGUAAUGUAUUUCGCAUUGAAAAUCUUCCACUCAACUUCCAUUUUCAAAAUGUCUUAAAAUGGCCUAAAAAUGAGUUUUUAGCACUUUUUAGAAGUGGAAGUUUGAUGGAAGAUUUUCAGCGCAAAUACAUUAUAAAUCUUCCACUCAGCUUCCACUAUUUACCUUUAUCAAAAUCGAUACGUGUUUUUACGCUAUUUUUAAAAGAUUUUGGAAUUGAAAGUUUGGUGGAAGGUUUUUUUGUGCAAAUUACGUUACAAAUCUUCCACUCAGCUUCCACUUUUUAUCUUUAUCAAAAUCGAUACUAUAAGUACUAUUUUUGCUUUAAAAUGCCAUUUUGAAACUAUUCCAGUACUAAUUCCGAUCUUUUCAGCACAAAUCCGACUCUCUUGACUUGACCUUGGGUCGAUUACAAGCUCGCGAGCUGAAAGAAGUUAGUCCGGUCUUUUUCAAAAAACUAGAACAAUAUUUGCAAAGACUGGAGGAACAGUACGAUGCCCAGACCGUUCGAAUCAUGUGUCAAAUGUUGGCCGUUUCGCCGUUUGGUCUGACUUUGGCCGAACUGGCCGAUGGCGUUCGAUUGGCCAAGUUUCAGAAUGGAGUUGUGACUAAAGCUCAACACUUGUUCUCACCCAUGCCUCAGAUGGUGUUUCGGAGGAUUGGUAAGUUGGUACAGAUUAUUUUUGGUCUUUUAAGGAUAAUAUUGGUUAUUUCUGACCACUUUUUAUCAUUUUAAAAUCGACUUUCUAACUUAUACGACUUUUCAAAAAAGUGGAAGUUGAGUGGAAGAUUUGUAAUGUAUUUUGCACUAAAAAUCUUCCACUCAACUUCCAUUUUAAAAAAAUUUUAAAAUUGCUUAAAAACACGUUUUUGAGCGUUUUUUGGGGGUGGAAGUUUGGUGGAACAUUUUCAAUGUAUUUUGCUCUGAAAAUCUUCCAUCAAAAUUCCACUUCCAAAAAGGGGCAGAAAGUCAUUUUUAGGCCAUUUUAAGACAUUUUGGAAAUGGGAGUUGAGUGGAAGAUUCUCAGUGCAAAAUACACUACAAAUCUUCCACUCAACUUCCACUUUUAAAAAAAUAGUUUUUGGUAGUUUUAAUGAAAAAUCUUGGCAUUUUGUAACUUGUGUAGGACCUUAUAGCUAUUUUGAUGUUAAAAUGUCAUUUUCAAGCUUUAGUUUUAUUAUAUUUUGUCAUUCCAGCUCAGUUAUGUGUUCCAAUCCAUAUCCAAGACCGCAUCGCCUACCGUAUUCGUCAUCCCAUCAACGCAGUAUUAAUUCGACAAAAGUAUAUGCAAACAGCGACGGAAUUGAUAAAGACGCAUGAAAUAAUGUCAGAACUCUUCAAAACCGGCCCAAACUUGGAGGUGGGAAGACCGAAUGCGCAGUCGGCUGGGGUCAUCAACUACCCUCCGGCUAUCACCAAGGACUCGAGGAGCUUGAGGAGGCUACGGUAUUCUUGGUACUAUUUGCUGCAUUCUGGUGAGUAGGGUAGGGUAGGGUAGGGUAGGGUGGGGUAGGGUAGGGUAGGGUAGGGUAGGGUAGGGUAGGGUAGGGUAGGGUAGUGUAGGGUAGGGUAGGGUAGGGUAGGGUAGGGUAGGGUAGGGUAGGGUAGGGUAGGGUAGGGUAGGUUAGGGUAGGGUAGGGUAGAGUAGGGCUGGAUGAGGUAGGGUAGGGUAUAGCAAAACUUUUAUUCGUUACAGUAUGUUAAAAUGCUAUGUGUGCCGUAUUUUACAUUACAUUUCACUCUCAAACUACCGUAUUCCAGCCAACAUUGACGAGCUGAAGACCGAAGCCCUGUGUGCAUUUGAAUAUAUUGAAGGCGUGUUUCAAUUUUUUGGACUAACCAGGCUUCUAACAAUAUUUGAGGAAUGCCUACAGCAAGUUUUGCACCAUGAUCUACUAGUACUAUUUGAACAAAUUUUGCUGCCAGCUAUACCUACAUUAAUACAUGAUGGAAGUCAAUUUGUUUCGGAAUUCAUCAAUCGACUGCGGUAUCGAAGAGGUAAUUUUUGAGUUUUUUAAAAUUUUUUUAGCGUUUUUUAUACAAUUUUGAUAUAGAAUAGGGUAUUUUGGCCUUAAAAACAAAAAUUCAGGUUUUCGUUGUGGGACCAAUUUUUUUAUCUAAAUAUUGAAAAAUUUUAAAACUUUUAGCAAUUCUUGCAUUUUUAUUGCCGUUUUUACCAAUUUACAAGAAAAAAUCAAAUCAGGGCAAAACAUCAACAAACUGGAAAUUCAGGUUUUCGUGGUGGGACCAAAAUCUUAUGUAAAAUGUUAGAAAAAUUAAAAUUUGGACAAUUCUUGCACUUUUGUCAUUGUUUUUAUAUUACUUUUUAAGAAUUUUAUAACGAACACAUAAAAAGAUGACAUAUCAGGUUUUCGUGUUGGGACCCAUGAUUUUUAAAAAUUUCACGCUUUAUUGUUUUUUGUUGCCAUUUUGACAUUUUUACACUAUUGUAUUGCUAUAUUUUAAAGAAAAAUUUGUUUAAAGUCUAAAACCGGAAAUAUCAGGUUUUCGUGGCGGGACUCAAAUUUUUUGAAAAUUAGCUAAAUAUUGAAGUUAUGGCAAAUUUGACUUAAAAGUCGACAUUUAUGACAAGAUUUAAAAUUUUUCAAAAUUCUUUUUGAAAAUACAAGUAAAAUUUUAGCCAUGAACAGUAGCUACCUGAACGAACUGAUAGAACAAGCCAUGUUAUGGACGGAUUUCUACACAAAUGGCUCAUUACUAGUUCCAAUGACAUGUUGGAUUCCACCGCCCAAAAUGAAACAAGUUGUCAGUUUUGAAGUACCAUUCCAGGCUACAAAACCAAUCUUACAUCCAACUUGUAAUCAUCAACACUUACUGAUAACUGGUGAUAAUGCUGCACCAGGCGUGAUUUACAUGUACCAUAUUGCUUCUCAGGUCCUUUUUAAAACUUUUAAAGGUGGGUUUAACGAUAUUUUUUGAAUUUUUAAGCUUGUGACCGAUUUUGGGGCAUUUAGAAAAAGUGGAAGCUGAGUGGAAGAUUUGUUAUGUAUUUUGCACUGAAAAUCUUCCACUCAACUUCCAUUUUUAAAAAGUCUUAAAAUGGCUUAAAAAUGAGUUUUUGCCAUUUUUUAGAUGUGGAAAUUAGUUGGAAGAUUUUCAGUGCAAAAUACAUUACAAAUCUUCCACCAAACUUCCACUUCUAAAAAUUUUUAAAAACGUGUUUUUAGGCCAUUUUAAGAGUUUUUGAAAGUGGAGAGAUUAAAAUUCCACUUCUAAAAAGUGUCAAAAACUCAUUUUUAGGCAAUUUUAAGAGAUUUUAAAAAUGGAAGUUGAGUGGAAGAUUUUCAGUGCAAAUUACGUAACAAAUCUUCCCCUCAGCUUCCACUUUCAAACCUUUGAUUUUUAAACGGGUAUUUAUUAAAAAUAAGCUUUUUGGGGAAUUUUUAGGCAUAAAAUCAAAAUUUUUGCCAUUUUCAGCUCACACUGACCGGGUAACCUCAUUUCAAACAUCAUCAGAUGGCACUUUUUUCACUUCCACGUCGUGCGACACGACUGUUCGUGUCUGGUCGAUCCUCAACGUAUGUUUUUUACGGAAGUUUAAUGAAAAGGCCAAGUUUUACAACAACGAAGUUGUAAGUUGGGGUGGAUAUAUGAAAAAAAAUUAAAAAUGUAAAAAAAAAUUUUUUUUUGUUAUAAAAGUUUUGAGAAAAUGGCAUUCCACUUCUGAAAAGUGUCAAAAACUCAUUUUUAGGCCAUUUGAAGACAUUUUGAAAAUGGAAGUUGAGUGGAAGAUUUUCAGUGCAAAAUACAUUACAAAUCUUCCACGUAACUUCCACUUCUAAAAAACACUCAAAUUGGUUUUUUGGAUCUGUAAACAAAGUUUUUGCUUCAAAACUUAUUUUUUAAAGUUAAAAGUACAUGUUUCAGUUAGAAUGUUCAAAAACGAUAAAAUGGAGCGAGUCGAAGGUGUUAUGUUCAGCUUUGGCUGAAGAUGAUCGUCGCUUAAUAGUAGGCUCAGCAGAUUCGACUGCCAGAAUCAUAGACCUUGAGACUGGGAAAGUGGUCAAGUCAUUCCCUGACCACAUUGGACCAGUGGUCGAUUUGAAGUUAAUGUCCAAGGACGAGUUAUUGGUUACUGGCAGUGGUGAUUUCGCUGUCAUGGUCUGGGACCUUAACACUGGAAUGGUAGGGUUACUGUAAUUUUGUACAGUAGGCUAGAGAUAAGAUACUGUAAGAUAUAACUGAGGCUUGUCGUAGUAUUCGUAGAGUUAAGACUAAGGAUAAGGCCAGGCUUAAAUUUAUAAAAUUAAAAAUUAUAGGUAAUAACAAAGAUGGUAGGACUAAUGGCCCCAGUAACAUGCCUUACUGUAACUUCCAAUGACGCAUUCUUGGCUGUAGCAUGCGAAGAUGAAACGCUACGGGUCUUCAGCACAGUUUCUACUCAAGAGCUUCAUGAACUUUCGGUAAGAUUAAGCCAAACACAAUUUUUUUUGGCGUGGAAGUUAAGUGGAAGAUUUGUAAUGUGUUUUGCACUAAAAAUCUUCCACCCAACUUCCAUUUUUAAAAUGUCUUAAAAUAGCCUAAAAAUGACUUUCUGACCAUUUUUAAGAGUGGAAGAUUGGUGGAAGAUUUUUAGUGCAAAAUACAUUACAAAUCUUCCACCCAACUUCCACUUUUUAAAAAUAAAAUAUCUGGUUUGACAGACUUAAAAAUGAAUUUUUAGGGUCACGACAGUCGUGUAAAUGCGUUAUGUUCAACAAUAGAUGACUGUAAAUUGUUCGCCGCAACAACGAAGAAGAUCGUAUGUUAUGAUGUACAUAACGGCCAGAUAUUAGAGCUACUGGAAUGCUCUCAGAAAUUGCCUGUUACUUCUUUGAAGGUUGGUAUUUAUUUAUAUUUGGACCAAACUUGGAGGGAAUAACACAAUUUUACAAAUUAAGAAAGUGGAAGCUGAGUGGAAGAUUCGUAAUGUAUUUUGCACUGAAAAUCUUCCACUCAACUUCCAUUUUCAAAAUGUCUUAAAAUGGCUUAAAAAUGACUUUUUGACACUUUUUAGAGGUAGAAGUUUAGUGGAAGAUUUUUAGUGUAUUUUUCACUGAGAAUCUUCCACUCAACUUUCAUUUUAAUUUUUUCAUUAAUUUAGGUUUAUAAUGGCAUUAUUUAAAUAAAAACUGUUUUCACUGGUAUUUUAUGAGAUUAAAAAGGCAUUUUUGAUGAAAUUUUUUAAAAAGCUCAUUAAGAAAUGGCACAAAACUUCAUUUUCAGAUCAGUGAUGACAAUUCCUUCCUAUUAGCCUCAUGUGGCAGUCGAAUGCACAUGUGGGAUGUCAACUCAAUUGAGAAUGAGCCAAUGGUGAAUUCGGCUGCUUCUUUGAUUUGUAUGAAGUUGGCACCAGACGAGCGGACUGCAGCAUGUGGUACUGAAGAUGGAGUACUAGCUGUAUGGGACCUGGAUGGUUGUAGAUGCUUGUGGACGGUAGGGGAAUUGAAUUUUGAUUUUUCUAGACCAAAAAAUGUGGUUCUGUAUUGGAAAAAGGCGAAGAACUUGUUCGUAGGCUUGAAAAUGGCAAGAUUUAGAAGUGGAAGUUUUUUUUGUAAUUUGCGCUGAAAAUUUUUCACUCAACUUCCAUUUUCAAAAUGUCAUAAAAUGGCCUAAAAAUGACUUUUUGACACUUUUUGGAAGUGAAAGUUAGGUGGAAGAUUUUUAGUGUAUUUUCCACUGAAAAUCUUCCACUCAACUUCCACUUUUUAAAUUUGAAAUUUGGCCGGCUUAUAGGCUAAAAUAUGGUAUGAAACGUUUUGGUGGGGAAUAAAAUGGCAAGAACUUUCUUUACAAAGCAAAAAAUUGCAAGAACUUUCUUUACAAAACAAAAAAUGGAAAAAACUUUAUUUCCAGACCUCGCAACAAAAGUCCGGCGCCGUAACAGCGGUCGAAUUCACGGUUGAUAGUAUGUUCGUCCUCUCAGGCAGUGCUCAAGGCUCAAUAACAAUGUGGGAGACUUCGAGUGGGCAGUUGACGAAGCAAUUCGAUCUUCACAACGAAGCCAUCGUGGAGAUCGUAUGCUUCACGGACGGCAACAACGUGCUCACGGUGGACAGGAACGAUGCUGCUUUCAUUUGGUCACUAUCGUCUUCGGAAGACCCUAGUCAAAUUGAGAUAUUGUCAUCGUUCACGGCGGUUAGAGCACCAGUGUUCGUGAGGUUGGAGGAUAGUGUCAUCAUAUCGUAUAAUACUCAGAAUAUCAAGGAGUAAGUGGUGGUAAAAGGAAUUAAAAGGGGGUUAUUUUAGGGUGAAAAGGGCAGGUUGGGUACUGUAGGGUGAAUAAAAAUUUAAAUUUUAUAUCGAAAACUUUGUUUACAGAACAAAACUGAAUACUUUUUUAAAAAUGGAAGUUGAGUGGAAUAUUUGUAAUGUAUUUUGCACUGAAAAUCUUCCACUCAACUUCAAUUUUUAAAAUGUCUUAAAAUGGCUUAAAACUGACUUUUUGACACUUUUUGAAAGUGGAAGGUAUGUGGAAGAAUUUCAGUGCAAAAUACAUUACAAAUCUUCCACCCAAAUUCCACUACUAAAAAGUCUCAAAAACGUGUUUUUAGGUUAUUUUAAGACUUUUUUAAAAUGAAAGUUUGGUGAAAGAUUUUUAGUGCAAAAUUCAUUACAAAUCUUCCACUCAACCUCCACUUUUUUAAACUGCUAUUUAUAUUGUUUAUGACUUAAAAAUAGGUAGGAAGUUAUUUUUGGGUCUAGAAAAUGUAAAAAAUUAACUUUGUGGUGUGUAAAAUGGCAUCGAAAUUUUAAAAAAUUCCAGAGUAAACGUCUGGACCCAGUACGAUGCAGUAUUAACCAUAAAAACCAAAGCCCAUCAUUCUGGUGACAUUACUUGCUAUCAUGCUAAUCAAACUGGUACCACCUUCGCUACUGGUUCAGCCGAUAACUCUUUAAAGAUCUGGAGAGUAGAUACUGGCUUCCUGACUCAAGUACUGGUUGGGCAUGACAAUGUAGUACUAUGCUGCUAUUGUAGUCACGAUGGCAAGUCGGUGGCGUCUGGAGGCAAAGACAAACAGGGCUUCGUAUGGUGCACUCAGACCGGUCAAAGCCGGCUACAGUACACUGCCAAGGGGGCGAUUACCUGUAUACAGUUGACUCAUGAUGGCAGUAUUGUCAUUUCUGGUAAGUUAUUUUAAAUUUUUCUAUAAGAUCUUGGGGUUAAGGUCUUGGGAUGAGGAAAGAAGGGGUGAUUUUUGAAGGUUCUUGGAACUGGAAGUUGAGUGGAAGAUUUGUAAUGUAAUUAGCACUGAAAAUCUUCCACACACGUUCCACUUCCAAAAAGAGUCAAAAACCCAUUUUUAAGCAAUUUUAAGACAUUUUGAAAAUGGAAGUUGUGUGGAAGAUUUUUAGUGCAAAUUACAUUACAAAUCUUCCACUCAACUUCCACUUUUUAAAUAGCUCUAAAACUGCUCAAAAGCUCAUUUUUUUAUUUUAGGUGACGAUGCUGGCUGGAUAGAAGCCUACUACGUUCCGACGCAACAACUUUUGUCUAGUUUUAACGCUCAUCGACCAGUCGAAGGACUCUUGAUAUCAAUGGAAGCUCAUCGUAUUUUAGCCAAAUUAGCACAUACUGCCCAAAUGCCGAUUUUGUGUUUGCAUAACACGCCGGCCGGUCAAUAUCGAAGUGAGCGGCAUCGAUUGCACACUUUGCUAAGCACUAACAGCCUCACAAGUAGGUAAUGACACACCUUUUCCGAUUUCCUGCACUUUCCGAUACUAACAUUGAUGUUGUACUGUAUCUUAUGUGUUGUACUGUAGAGCAGUAAGGCAAGACAAAGUGUGCUAAUUGGGUUACAACAAGCGUAGAGUAGGAUAGAGUAGGAUAGGGUAGGGUAAACCUACCAAGCUUAAGCCCACUAAGCCUAAACCUACUAAGCCUAAGCCUACUAAGUCUGAGCCUACUAAACUUAAGCUUACUAAACCUAACUUACUAAACCUAAGCCUACUAAGCCUAAGCCUACUAGCCUAAGUCUACUAAGCCCAAGCCUACUAAGCCUAACCUUACUGUGUGUUUUGUCUCUAUUACUGUACCUCACCUUUCUCUAUACUACCAAGAACCAGUACAAUUAGUACUAACGAAAAGUUUUAAGCCGGAAAUGAGGAGACGGUUUCCCUAACCAACUUCCAACGUCCACGCUCAUCGGUCGGUGAUAUAGCCGCCCAAAAUCGACCAGCAACUACAGUAAUCAAUGUUAUGGAAAUUAAGCACGACACUGUAGUCUCAAAUGUUUCCAAUGGUAGUAAGCCAGACAAAAACGGUCGAAAAUCGAAUGUUUUGGAGAAAAGUCAAUCGAGUACUGUGUCGGCUUCUGGAGAUACAAAGACUUCUACGAGCAAUACUACGGCGGUGGCUAAGAAAUCAAAGGCUUGUAAUGUACUAUAG
Molecule: messenger RNA, 15009 nt
Organism: Bursaphelenchus okinawaensis
Lineage: Eukaryota; Metazoa; Nematoda; Chromadorea; Rhabditida; Aphelenchoididae
Source: the annotation of a GenBank genome assembly